UCCUCCUGAUAUCUGUCCUCUCGCUCGUCACACGCCGUCCCAUGCGACGAUGUACGCGCUUACGGACGCUCGCCACGACUCUGUGCGAUGCCGAUGAGAUGGGCGGACUUCUACAUGCAGUCGAGUCCACGUCAGGCCGACGAGGGAGGUGGCAGAGAGGCAAGGGGGAAGUACAAGGGAGAGCUUGAGUGAGCCUUUGUCGCUCCUGAACUCUUGCGCGUCGCUCAGCUGUCGCCUCUGUCGUGCUGCUGACCUUCUGCUGGCUACGAGCCAGGACUGUGCCUCGCAGCAGGGCCGGCAUCCCCUCAGCAUGGUCGGACUCGGCUCGGCAAGUUGAUCGAUCCACUCGGUCGCGCCGAGCAGUCCAAGGGCGAGUCCGGCGAGUGUUUGGCCCGGCGAAUGCGCCAUGUCGGGCAACGAUACGGCCAAUGGACCCGAACAGCUCGACCAUGCUUCAUCCUCGACCAUCGUCGCCGCUUCCAUCGUCGUCUCCUUCUUGCUGCUCGCAGUCGUCGUCGCACUCGUCCUGCUCAAGAUAUCGAGACAUCUCAGCUUGAGAACGGAGAUGCAACGCCGACAACUCGUCAACAGCGUCAUCGCACGCAGGGAGCCAGGCUACAGCGAGAAGAGACCGAGACAGAAGGCAGGCAAGAUCCAGAACGCAUUCACGAUGUACGAAUCUGAAGGCGUGCCUGCAUAGCGUCUAGAGAUGGCUGUUACCCGGUACACGACUGCCCGCUUCCGCGCCGAG
Molecule: messenger RNA, 751 nt
Organism: Mixia osmundae IAM 14324
Lineage: Eukaryota; Fungi; Basidiomycota; Mixiomycetes; Mixiales; Mixiaceae
Exons: 2
Coding region: 407-700 (97 amino acids)
Source: RefSeq, a predicted model, not a curated record